AUGACAUCAAAACCUGCCAAGAUGCCUGAUUUACCACCUGAGAUGAGCCACGAUAUGUCAGACGAGGCAAACAGUAGUGCUUAUAGCAGUUGUGUAACUUCAGGAAACAACUCACCAACUCAUCCCAAAUAUAUGAAACAAGCAGUAAAAGAGACAUACUACAACUCAGGAAGUGAAACUGGACAAUUGGACCAGGUUUACAAACCUGAUCAUUCAAAGUUUGAAGGUAGGUCAAGACCCCAGAAGAUAAUGCCACCAAACAGGAAUAUAUCUGAUUUCAACCCUCAACACCAAAGUCCAAGCACUAAGAGGCCUGGUCCAGAGCAUCAUCAUGUAAAGGCAAUGUCUGUGUCCACCCCACAUUCAAAGACCCCGAGUCAAGGGAGUUGUGCUAGUUCUCGCAGUAACAGCCUAGAGAGCACAAGUGCGCCCAUUAGGCCACACACUGGGGGUGAUGUGAGGUGGGAAGCUAUCAACAUGAUUUCAAGGUGUGGCUCUAUCAAUCUCAGCCACUUCAGGCUUCUCAAACGCAUUGGUUAUGGAGACAUUGGGAGUGUGUACCUUGUGGAACUCAAAGGAACUAGGACCUACUUUGCCAUGAAAGUCAUGGACAAGGCAGCACUCAUAAGCAGAAACAAGCUUCUGAGGGCACAGACAGAAAGGGAGAUUCUUGGACUCCUUGAUCACCCCUUUCUCCCGACUCUGUAUUCUUACUUUGAAACUGACAAGUUUUACUGCCUGGUAAUGGAGUUUUGUAGUGGAGGCGAUCUUCAUUCUCUUCGACAGAAGCAACCGAACAAGUGUUUCACUGAAGAAGCUGCCAGGUUCUAUGCUUCAGAGGUUUUGCUAGCUCUGGAGUACCUGCACAUGCUUGGCAUUGUAUACAGAGACUUAAAACCAGAAAAUCUUCUAGUCAGAGAUGAAGGGCACAUCAUGCUCUCAGAUUUUGACUUAUCCCUCCGCUGCUCCGUCUGUCCUACACUAGUCAAAUCUUCAUCAGCCCACGCAAGCAACAGUAGUAGUGGCAACCAUGAUUCUAGUGGCAUACUAAAUGAUGACCAAGCAGUGUCAACCACUUCUCAAGCAUCGAGUUUUUUUCCGCGCAUUUUGCCUUCAAAGAAGAACCGUAAGGCAAAAUCAGAUUUUGGCCUAUUGGUUGGUGGUGCACGCCUGCCUGAACUGAUGGCAGAACCGACCAAUGUGAGAUCUAUGUCAUUUGUAGGGACACAUGAGUAUCUGGCUCCCGAGAUUAUCAAAGGAGAGGGUCAUGGUAGUGCAGUGGAUUGGUGGACUUUUGGGAUCUUCUUGUAUGAGCUGUUGCAUGGAACAACCCCUUUCAAGGGUGCAGGGUAUAAAGCCACACUUUUCAAUGUUGUUGGACAACCACUUAGGUUUCCAGAAAAUCCCCAGGUCAGUGCAGUGGCUCGUGACCUUAUUAGGGGAUUGCUGGUGAAAGAGCCUCAGAAGAGAAUUGCAUAUACAAGAGGAGCUACAGAGAUAAAACAACACCCAUUUUUUGAGGGAAUGAACUGGGCUCUAGUUAGAAGUGCCACCCCUCCUCACAUACCAGAUGCUAUAGACUUCUCCAGGUAUGCUAGCAAAGAGACAGCACCCCCAGUCGACAAGAAGAUGGCAGAUAUUGCUAAUGAUAAAAACAGCAAUAAUGAUUCUUACGUAGAUUUUGAGUAUUUUUAG
Molecule: messenger RNA, 1695 nt
Organism: Sphenostylis stenocarpa
Lineage: Eukaryota; Viridiplantae; Streptophyta; Magnoliopsida; Fabales; Fabaceae
Source: the annotation of a GenBank genome assembly